This is a messenger RNA of Staurois parvus, 304 nucleotides long. Lineage: Eukaryota; Metazoa; Chordata; Amphibia; Anura; Ranidae. The record is from the annotation of a GenBank genome assembly.
UUUCAGUACCAAAAGCGGUAACCCCCGAGCUACACUCGGGCUUACCAUGCGGCGUUGCACAGGGAGUCCCUGCAGCGCUUACCUUGUCCUUUGCCUCUGCGAUGUGUCCCCUGCAGCGUCCCCGGCCAUCUCCUCCGGCCGAUGCCGGCAUCUGGCUUCCGUGUUCCGGUCCCUGUGACGUCGGGACAUACGGGCGCCGGAACCGGCGGGAAAUUUGAAAAUUUUAAAAAAUGACUUUUUUUUUUAAACGAUUAUUACAUAUGCUUUGUCCUGUGCCCUGCCUGCAUUUUGACUGUUCUUUCUG